Messenger RNA from Scatophagus argus, 3182 nucleotides. Its product is annotated as zinc finger protein 324A-like. Gene Ontology annotation, molecular function: RNA polymerase II cis-regulatory region sequence-specific DNA binding; DNA-binding transcription factor activity, RNA polymerase II-specific. Gene Ontology annotation, cellular component: nucleus. Bases 75 to 1310 code for a protein of 411 amino acids. Gene Ontology annotation, biological process: regulation of transcription by RNA polymerase II. The transcript is spliced from 2 exons. NCBI's taxonomy places the organism in Eukaryota, Metazoa, Chordata, Actinopteri, Scatophagidae. The record is from RefSeq and is a predicted model, not a curated record.
GUUUCCUGUUUCGUUUGUUGUUGUCUCGUUCAGUUUCCGGUGUGGUUGCAGCCGCAGCUGUUUGUGGUUCCAAAAUGACCAAACUGCAGCUACUCAACGCGUACCUGACGGAGCGGCUGACGGUCGUGGUGAAGGAGAUCCUGGACGUGGUGGAGGACACGGUGGCCGAGUACCGGGAGGAGACCGCCAGAGCCAAGAGGGAGAACGAGAGCCUGCGGAGGCAGCUGCGGGACAUCCUGCUGCUGGAGGCCGAGACAGAGUGGCUGAGGUCGACGAGGCCCCGUCUCGGUUUUGUGGCACCUGAGCAGCAGUCCUGUGAUCCAGAGCUGAGGUCAGGCUCCGAGGAGCCAGACUCCACCCUGAACCAGCUCAGACAGCCACCAGCUAACACAGCCAAGCUGACACCUGGGCAGGUUGUUUCCGUGCAGUUGCUGUCCGUCCAGAGGGACAUGUCCUCGCGGCCCAUUCUCCUGCCGGGGGACAAGAAGCCUGCUGAGGCCUGGGAGCCACUGCUGAAGCCUGACCCUCAGGAGGAGGCGUUUGGAAAAGCUUCUCCUCUUCCUUCUCACUCCUCCCUGAGUCCUCCGUCCGCCUUGGGCCCUAAACUCCACGCUGAGGCUCCUGCAGUCCGAGAGGAGCCCCGGACUUCGGCUCCUGCUCCGGUCAAACCUGAACCUGAGGAAUACAAAGUGACUGAGGGUCCCACAGACUCCCUGACCGCGACUUCACACGCCGCCGCCACACAGGAACAGCUCAGAAUCAGAGGAGAAGCCGACAGGACGGCGAUGCUCCGUGCAGACCAACACGACGCUCACGGACACAGGAAGUCCUCUCAGGAGGUCCCAUCUGACGACGUCCCAGCGGUCGGUUACGUCCCCGAGCUCGUCCAUCGCUGCCCACGCUGCGGCGAGGCGUUCGGCCAGGCCAGCAGCCUCCGCCUCCACCUGGAGCAGAAGAGAAAGACCUACGCCUGCGAGUGGUGCUGCAAAUCCUUCGCGCAGUCGGCGGACCUGCGGCGUCACCUGCGUACGCACACGGGCGAGAGGCCGCACCGCUGCACCUUCUGUUCCAAGAGCUUCAGCCAGAGAGGAAACCUGCGGCGACACCUGCGCAUCCACACGGGCGAGCGUCCGUACAGCUGCCCCUACUGCUGCCGCACCUUCAGCGACGGAGACACCAUGAAGAAACACAAACGCACCCACUCAGGGGAGAAGCCGUACCGCUGCGUCCAGUGCGCCAAGACGUUCACCAGCGCCGGCGGCCUGCAGAUCCACUUAAAGAAGGACAUGUGCUUCGUGGCUAACGCCUGAUUGGCCACUUCAGUCCACACAAAGACACGUCACUGAGAGUGUGAGCGCCACAAGCCGGGAGGACAAAGAUGGCCGCCUGUAUGGAAACGUACCUGCGGUCUCACGUCAGGUUCCUCACACGGUCUUUACACACCAAAGUGACGACCGUCUGCCUCCUGCAAAAGUUUGGUAAAACGCAGCUGGAAGAAGCUUUCAGAUUCUCGACAAAGUAAAAAAAAAUACCACAAUGUAAAAGUACUUUAGUACUAGCAAAAGUACUGCACUGAGAAUCCAAGUACAGAAGAACAGAAUUAUUAUGAGCAAUGCGCUUUAGGUCGUCAUGUUGUUGGAUUGUUCUGAGUGAUGCAUUAAACGUCAUCAGUUUAAUGUGGACGACUUUAUAUUCUGUUACGUUCAUAUUUUAUCUUCUGUUUCGUAUAUCAAACCUUCACAUCUUUGAGAAGAAGUUCAGAACGUAGAAGAAAAUUGAAAUACUCAAGAACGAGUACUUCAGAGGCGUACUGAAGUACAGUACUGCUUUGUUACUUUCAGGACGUAAACUGGAGAAGCUCAGAGGCUCCUGCAGCUCGUCUUUAUUGAUUAGCAUCGAUUUCAUGAACGUGCAGAUGAAUUCUCGCUCGUCUAUUGGAUGAAAUAAUCAGAAAAUGAAGUGAUUAUUCAGUUAAUGAUUUCAAGUCAAAGUGCAGCUGCUGCAUCAUGAGUCCAUGUGACAACACAUUGAACAGAGCGAGUCGAUCACGUGAAGGAGUGCGUCAGACCGCGUGGUGUGUAAAGACGUGGUGAGAGCGCCACCUGCAGGCCAGUGAUGUGGCUGCACUUUGACCUUUUCAGUAAAAAAGUGUUUUGUCGACUGUAACAGGCAGCCAGAGAGCAAAGAGAAGUGUACCCACGUCCCCUCCUCCCCUCCUCCCCUCCUUCUCUCCUUCCCUUUCCUCCUUCCCUCCCUCCCUCCUUCCCUCUGUUGCACGUUGUGUUGUAGGCAGCUACAGGGUCACACUCAGUCCAUCCAGGCUUUCAGAUUUAUUUAUGUAUUUAUUUUAAUGACCAAACCUGCAGAGGACUGAUCGCAGUGUCUUCAGCAGAAGGUGAAGGAGACGCCUUCAGUCUUCUUCUGUUUGUGAACUGAUCCCAGAUCAGCAACAGCAGGACGAGGAUUCAAGUGUGUUUUACUUUGCACUGAACAUGAAAUGAACUUUGAACAGCUUGAACCUCCUGCUGUAACACUGAGCUGCCAGUCUAUUGGGUACCCCCCCCCCCCCGAUCAGCGAGUAUUGAUCGGGUUGAUUACAUAAACCACAGGGUGUGUUUGUUUGCCUCCUGAGGCACCUGCAGAGGAACAACAGGUGUUACGACUUGAACUUACCUCGACUUAUCGACUUACGAUGACAUGACGUUUCUGUCUCUGGAUCAGCUGAUACAAACACAAAACCUGCCGGUGACGGUUGUGUUGUGGUCACUUCCUGUCCAGGUGACAGGUGUGAGGCUGAGCUGUUUGGUGUGAUGAUGAUCUCUGUGGAAACAUUCGUCCUCUUGGCAGCUUGUGAAGCGCGGUGGACACUCGGCACUGCAGACGACAGACGGGAGAUUCGUGAUGCUUCACAGAUUCACAGAAAACAAGAAUAAACAUGAAACGCGAGCGGACGUUAGUGUGUGUGUGUGUGUGUGUGUGUGUGUGUCCAGCAUCGCCUGUCUGUGUUUUGUAUUCAUGUGAAACGUCUUGUUUUUUAGACAAAAUAAAUGUUCAGUCAAACUGUUGUGCCUCUCAGAUAUUUGAUUCUGAAACUCACAGUGGAAAUCCUUCAGAUGUCAGCAGAAUGCAGUGCAGUAGAAGUAGACAGAAAAGAGUACAAGUACCUCAGGUGUGUGUAAAUG